Molecule: messenger RNA, 10152 nt
Organism: Trichechus manatus latirostris (Florida manatee)
Lineage: Eukaryota; Metazoa; Chordata; Mammalia; Sirenia; Trichechidae
Gene: TEX15
Product: testis expressed 15, meiosis and synapsis associated
Exons: 9
Coding region: 30-9629 (3199 amino acids)
Biological process (GO): synaptonemal complex assembly; regulation of double-strand break repair via homologous recombination; male meiotic nuclear division
Cellular component (GO): nucleus
Source: RefSeq, a predicted model, not a curated record
CUUUGGAUUUAUUUUAGGCCAACGACAAAAUGGAAGUGAAGCAGAUUGCUAAACAUAAGACUUUAUGGAAAAUGGGCUCAACCAGUGAACCUUUAUCGAUUGCUGGUGUAGAAGCCAAUCCUUUGAAGAAAUUCAUCAUUCCAAAGAUCAGAAGGACAGCUGGUAAAGUUUACUUGUCACCUUGUUGCACCAAUACUAGGGAGUAUAGUUUCAUACAUGAUACGCUUAACCAGUGCAGGCUUGAUGUUAACUGUGAUCUGCGGUCAUCGUGGCAAUUUGGGGAUACAAAACUGGUUCACAAUGAGGAUCUGGAAAAAAAUUUUACUGCUAAGAGGGCAGAGAUGCGUGAGAGUGGAAGACAUGGGAGAGAACUGGAAGAACAUUUCUGCUUUUUAGCACUGCCUCAAAGUGAUGUGGCUGAAAUAUAUCAGAAUGGAAUAAGUACCAAAGCAUCUACAUUAAAGAUAUUAGGAAAUCCUCUUCUUGGAAUUUAUGUAUUUCGACAUGUUGAUGUUGCCUUGAAUUAUGCUCAUACUAGAAACAGUGCUGUAGAAAGUAUUAUAAUAUUUAAGGUUCUCUUUGGAAAAGUGAAGAAAAUUCAGCCUUCUGUAGAUAAAAACAAAGUUUGUUUGGAUCCUUCUCCUAAUUUUGAUUGCCAUAUGUCAAGAAAUACACCUUCUCCGAAAGAUACCAUGGAGCUACAAGCCUACGGUUCAGCAGUAUACUUCUAUGAAUACAAUGAUUUUUCAAAGCCAGUAGAUAAACCUAGACAGUGCCUUCCAUUUGCAGUAGUAACAGUAAAAUUUAUUGGUCAAAGAAUAGAUAAUGGAUAUUUUAUGACAUCUUUGAGAUUCCUCUCAACAGGAUUUUCUAAGAGGGCUGAAAGAACGUGUUCUCUGAAUAACUGUACAGUGGCCAAAAGAAUUGGAAAAGGAAAAGAUGCUACUGUCAUCUUUGAGCAUUUUAGGAAACCUGUAGAUCCAUUUGUUCAGGAAAACUGUUCAUGCAAUGCACUGAAUUCAGAGAUAAAUCCUUCCAACUCAGAUAGUUCUAAUUCCUGUGGAAAUGUGCAAAAUGGAAACAUUUCUAUACUUGAAACACACACUGGACAGUCAGAGCACAAUUUAGCACAAAGUAGUGGCACUUCUCAAGCGUAUGCACAUGAUACGGGUCUUUUAUUUAUGCCCAGUGAUACCAGGGAAAGCGUAAAUGGUGACCUCGUGUUAAACUGGACACAUCUUAAAAAUAUUUUAAGUGGUAUUUCUAGUGCUGUUCCCCUUCACAACAGUGUUGGCGCAAGCACAGUUACUACUUCAAAACUCAUCAAAGACCCAAGACUCAUGAGGAGAGAAGAAAGCAUGGGAAAACAGAAUAAUGUAAUGGAUUUAAAGGAGAUUUUGGCAUUUGAAAAGAGUUUAGAUUCUGGUAAUUCAGAAACACACUUGUCAUCUGUGUCAGCUAAUUCUGUCUCCUCACCCGAAGUCAUCCCUGAUGAUCAUACUGUUCUUACUAAUUACUUGGAUACCCCUUGCUUCAAAAUUUCUUUUGAUGAUACACAGUCUCAAUUUCAUAACAUGUGGUCUAAGGACUAUGAUUAUGCAACUCCCAGUAAAAUCACCAUGGCAGGACACUGUCAGAACCAAGGCAAUGUUCCCUUCCCGAUUCCUUUGUCAAAUGUAGUUUCAGAAGCUGAAGACCAAAAACACAGUGAGGAAAAAGUCGAGACAUCCCAACAGAGAAGCAACACCCCACUUUUAAUUAAACAAAAUAGUGAGCCACAUAACUCUUACGAACCAGUGAAUACUUGUACAAAAGACUAUAAUUGUCACAUCUCUCAGGAAUCACAGUGUUCUGGUUUAAAAACGAUAUAUCAGACUGAUCAUCAAAUGUCUCCAGUUUUUACAUUCCAAAAGAAAGAAAGCAUAGAUAUGUUCAUUCAAAAUACUGGAAAUAUGAGGAACCUUAAAGUUGAUCCAGAAGACAGUUCCAAACAUGGAGAAAAGCAAAAGUUGUGGAAAGAAAUUGGUCAUUAUUUUAGUAAUGAAACAAAAGCCAGUCCUAUAGAUAAUUACAUUUCGUUGCACCAAGAACAUAAAGAGGAUGAGAGUUUUGAUUCUUCAGGAAAAAACUGUGAACAAAUACUAAUUACUGAAGAGUUGGAAAUAGCAAUAUCUACCACAAAGGAUAAGUAUGAACUAGAUGACCUAACCAUGGAAUUACAAAAUAACCUUACUCCAAGCAUAAAGAGCCUUUCGCAGAAUAAUCCUCAGCACUUUUUGGAGUAUGAAAAUAAUGACAUUCAUAGAAAUUUUGUUGUUUCUCAAAAACAAAUGGAUCUUAAAAGGGAAGAAACAAAUCAAAAUUGUGUUAGCAUUAUGACUGAUGCUUUCCAGGAAGCAAAAGACAUUUCCCAGGCCAAAGAACUAUUAAUUGAUACAGUUAUUGCAUCUCAUGGCAUUGAAACAGCUCAUACUUUCAAUUGCAGUAUAACUAAAGAACAUAUAUGGGUUCAUAAGGAAAAUGAAAAUGAGCUGGUGUCAUUAGCACAUGAUCAGAAAGACUGCAGAGAUUCUCCUCAUAUUGAAGAUAAAUGUCAAGAUCACCCUGUCUUCGGUGAGAGACAACUGAACAAUGAUACAACCCUGAAUGUUGAUUUCAAAGAAGAAAAAGAUAACGAUAAUCAAAAUGAGGCUAAAGAGGAAGAUGUUGCUUUAUCUACAGAGGACAGCAUAGAGAACAUACAUGGAGAUGAGCAACAGGUUUUUCAUACAAGCAACAGUUUUACCAAUAUGGAUGAAAGGAGGGAGAAUAAAAAUUGCAGCAGUGUAGAAAUUCUGAUUUCUGAAGAAUUUUCUACUGCAUUUAACUUAACUUGGGGCCAAAAAUGCGUAUCAACAGAAACUACAUUAAUAGAAAGUGAAGACGCUGUCACUGCCUUAAAACAAAAAUAUACUCAAAAUAAUGGAAAGAGUCUAGAGCGUUUGGCUUCCACAGUGUUCCCAGAAGUUCCAGUUUCUUCAGUGUGUACAGACCCAAAUGCUAAAGUACAGAUAGCUAGUUGUACUUUGCCUGCAUUGAGCACAAAUCACGAAGAUCACCAGAGAUACCAGUUUAAAGAAACUCGUUCUUCCGAGAGUCCAGAUUUUGGUUUGUUAGUAAAACCUAGGAUUUCUGAUUGUGAAAUUGAUACGGGUGAAAAUAAAUCACAAGACUCAUUUCAUCAGUCCUUAGUCGGUGAGAACUUGGUUAUUCAGAGUUUGGAAUUGGAAAGUGAAAUUGAAGUAGAAACAGAACAGGAUGAUGAUGCUUUUCUAUUUCAACAAGAUGCACAUAGCCAUGGAAGUGUGCUUAAUGAAGAAUUGGGGAUCUCGUAUGAGGCUCUGAGGUCUCGUAUUGAUUGGGAUGCUCUGUUAGGAAGCAGUAACUGGGGAACAGAAGCAUUGAAAAGCACUGCAAGAAGGGAGAAUACAGAUCAGCAUUACUCUGAGGAAAGUAGUUGUUUUUAUUCUUCUACACAAAAAACCAAAGCAGAACUUCUGAAUCCAAUUUUACUUCCAGAUCUACAAGUUAGAAUUACUAAUACAUGUAGGCCAGAAUUCAGCCAAACUGCUGACUCCCAUGCAUUGAAAGAUAAUUAUUCUGAAGCCCCAGAGGGAGAAAAGUUGCCAGAAUUAGGAAUUUAUUCCCAGUCUUCCAGUGAAAAUUCUGAUAACUCAUGUGAGGAUAAACUUGAUAACAUGACACAAAAAUCAGAAUUAGUGAGUAAAUCUGAAACUUCUCUUUCUUUGGACUUAAGUCGGAAUACACACAUGAAUCACAUGUCUGAAAAACAAAACAGUGAAUCUUUGUUUACUGAAUCUUCAAAUGUCACAACAGUAAAUAACAGAAGCAGCUGUUCCUUUGCAAAAUCAAAAACUGACGCUAAUGAUGCUAGAAGUAGAAAGCACACAGAGUCAAGAAUGAGCAAAAGAAAGUUACAUACAUCUGUUAGAGACCAGAACACAUCCCAUAAAGAUGUAAGACAUGAAAUGUAUGAGAAGAAGAGGAGGCUAACUAGUCAAAACUCGUUUGAAUGUUUUUGUUCAUUAUCCCAGGGACGAAUUAAAACAUUUUCACAGUCAGAAAAACACAUUAGGAGUGUCUUGGAUAUUCUAAACAGUGAAGCAUCUUUAUGUAAAAGCAAACGUCUUUCCAGAAAACUUGACAGAGCUGUUCUGCACUUAAAAAAAGCUCAGAGAAGAGUUCACACAUCCUUGCAACUAAUAGCUAAAGUGGGAGAAACAAGAAAAGGUCCAUUACCAAAAUCAUAUGCAAUCAUAUGCAAUAGUUUCUGGGAAAGCUGUGACCUUGAAGGUUAUAGUUCUGUGUGUGAAAGAAAAUAUUAUUCCACUAAGCAUUUUUUUUCAAGAAGAAGAGAUGACAAAGAGGGUGAGAGAAGAGUUUUAGAAUUUGAUGUUGGGAAAUCAUUAACUCGUGUGUCAAAGCACAAGUCUUGUAAUGAAGAGGGAGUCACAAAACAGCUUUCUAAGAAAAAUGUAGCCAGUGGUAUUUCCAGAAGUCACACCACUAUUCACGUGGAAGAGUUUUGUGAGCAAGAACAACAUCCUGAGUCACAGUUACGCCUGUCCUCUGUGUCCAAAAGUACAAGUCAAUCAGCUUUUAAUACUAGCGGUAUGAAAUUCUCAGGGUCAUCAGACCUUCAGCCUUUUUUUGGAAAAACUGAUAAUGUAUGUUCACCAGACCACCCAGAUGAGAAGCUACCUGAAAAAGAAAACCAAGUUGAUACAAACUUUUUAUCUAACUUCGGUAAAUAUGAAAAGCUUGAGAGCCAUUCAAUACAUAGUAAUGUUAAGGAUGUAACAGAAGAAAUUAAUUCCGUGGCUAAUGAAGUAAUAAGUAAAAGUAACUCAGUAUCUUUAAAUUGCAUAAAAGAAAGUGUAAGUGUUAACACGGACAAAAAUUACGGUACAAGUCAUAUAGCCCACACAGACGUGAAAACUGACAUACUUAUUUCAGUCUUAGAAUCAAGUACACAGCACUUUUUAAAUGUUGGUAUCUACAAACCAAAUAACAUUUUAUCUGAUUGUAAAAGAAACCUGGAAGUGAAUUUUCCUAUAGAAAAAUGCCCAGCUCCUGUUGAGAACUCUAAACCAAACAUCUUCACAAGAAACUUCCCUGUGGACCCAUUAAAGCCAACUCUGAUAGCAAGCAAAAAAUGUAACAGUGUUCCUCAGUUGUUUUCAGCCGCUCCAGUGAUAGUGACUGAGGGAGAAUCUUCAGAAUCUUAUUUGGAUAAACAGAGAAUUUUUGAUGUAGAUUCUUUGGCAGCAUCCACUGCUGUAUCCCAUUCUCAACAGAAAUGUGGUGAAAAUGAGCUUCUAAAGACAGAGCAGUCCUCUUCAAGUAAUUGCUCCCAAAUCGAUGGGAAUGACACAGGUGUUACUGAGAAUUCCAGCUUGGCCCUAACAUCAGUAACUGAAGAAAAAAAAUGUUGUGGGGAAAAUACAAUGAAGAAACUAUUUUCCAAUGACAGGUUUCAGAUAAUGUUAACAGAUAAUGUAAAGGGUUCUUCUUCAAAAAAAGGUAAUGCAAUGAAAAACAUUCAGGACAGAAAAAUGUGGAAAGUUAAACAAGCAGAAAAAGCAAAAGAUACGAUUGAAGACGUAUACCACAAAAAACGCAUGACUGAAGAAUCAUCUUUUAAAACUGAGUACAAAAAUCAGAAGACCUUAGAAGAAGUAUCCUCCUACUUAAGUGAGAAAACAGUUAAAAAUAACUUGAUUGAGUCUCAUCUAAGAAUUGAAAAUGCCACAUCUUCUAAGGCACUUUCCGUGAAUAACACAGUUCCUAAUCCACUUAUCAAAAGAGAGAAAGAUGGGAAAGUUAACAAUGACUCACAGCCUGAUUCGAUAGUGCAUUCAGAAAUAACCUGUAAUUUCAAACCGGACAUUGUAGGAAUUAACCAUAAACCUAUUUUACAUGUCCACCCAGAGAUCUCUAAAGUCACUACUCUUCAGAAGAAGCCUACAUCAUACAUGAAUGAAUUAACAGAAAAACAUUGCUCAGCUAAUCAUACUGCUCUUAUAGCUAAGCUGUCUCAAAUUUUGCAGAGGGCAGAUGAAGCAUCAUCAUUGCAGAUUCUACAGGAAGAAACUAAGGUUUGUCAAAAUAUUCUCCCUUCAUUUGUUGAAGCUUUUGAAAGAACCCAGGAAUGCUCACUUGAACAAAUCUUGAUUUCACGAGACCUGUUGGUACAACAGAACCUGUGGAAUAAUUGUAAAAACAAAUUAAAACCUUGUGCUAUUGACUCUUUGGUAGAACUCCAAAUGAUGAUGGAAACUGUUCAAUUUAUUGAAAACAAAAAAAGGCUCUUGGGAGAUGAACCGACAUUCCGAAGCUUGCUUUGGUAUGAUGAGACACUGUACAGUGAGCUGCUUGGUGGACCACGUGGCUAUCAACAGCAAUCCAAUUUUUAUCCUGCUUUCCAAGGAAGGUUAAAAUAUAAUGCAUUCUGUGAGUUGCAGAAGUACCAUGAUCAGUUAAUUGAAUUACUUGAAGAAACAAAAAGGGGGAAAAAUUCAUACUAUGCAUUCUUAAAAUACAAACGGCAGAUUAAGGAGUGCGAAGCGAUAAUGCAACAUUGUUCUGAUUGCUUUGACUUUUCUCUUUCUGAUCCAUUUACCUGUGGUGUUAACUUUGGCGAUAGUUUGGGAGACCUAGAAACCUUAAGGAAAAGUACUUUAGAGCUGAUCAGUGUAUGUGGGGACUUUCCUAAAAUUCACUCAUAUCCAGGAAAACAAGACCACUUGUGGAUUAUCAUAGAAAUAAUCUCCACAAAAGUUAAUUUUAUCAAGAGCAGCGAGGCAAUAAGUAUUAAAAUAUCUCUCUAUGGUCUGGAACACAUUUUUUUUGAUGCUGCAAAAAGUCUUGUCUGGGAAAAGAGAAGACAAUCCUUAAACAAAAAAUACUCACGAAAGAAGUAUAAAGAAAUGCUACUCAAAAUUAAUCAAGAGGCUUUCUCUAAGUUGCAGAAGAUAUAUGGUGCUUUGUCUAAAGAUUUAAGCAAUGAACAGAUUUCCAGUAUUGGACUUGAGGAGGAUGCCAUGAUUGCUUGCAAAAAGUCAGACAAUCUAAUAAAUAAAACAACAGUUAGCAUAGAAAACUGUAGGUUUAACAAUACUCUGCUUUCACACCCAGAUAUUUCUUGUAUUAGUGAAAUACUGGAUGAAGCUGAAUUUGCAGACGUUAAAAAAUUACAGGAACUCACUUUGAGAUGUACUAAUCACUUAGAAAUUUUAAAAAAAUACUUCCGGAUGUUGCAAGAAGAUAGCAUAGAUAAUAUGUUUAUCACAGAAGAAAACGUUUUGGACGUGAUGAACAGCCACAACCACGGGACUGUAAUUUUAAAGCCCGAAGCUACUGAAACAUAUAUUGAGAUAGUUAUGAUAUUAGAAACUAUACAUUUUCUUAAAAACUCAAUGGCAAAGAAACUAGACAAGCAGAGGUUUCGAGGUAUGCUUUGGUUUGAUAUGUCGCUUCUUCCUGAGCUGGUUCAUUGCCAAGAAAAAAUGGCUUGUUUUUCAUUUCUUAAAGAUAAUUCAGCAGAUUGCCUUUGGAAAGUGAUAGAGACCGCUAUUUCUGAACUUAAGAAAGAUCUGGAUAUUAUCCACAAAUAUGAUGAAGCUCUUAAUUGCUCAUAUGCUCGUCAUUUGCUCUCAAGAGAACUUGAAGAACUUUCAGAAAUAAAAAAACUUCUAAAGAAGUCCAGGUGUUCCAUUUCCACAUAUAUUGACUUUGUGCCGUGUGUAGCAUCCAUAAAUUAUGGAAGCACUGUGACAGAGCUAGAACACAGCUACAGUCAGUUUUCUACACUGCUCAAAAAUGUAAUGGCCGCUCCUCAGAAAGAUAUAGGAAAAAUGGCCCAUAUUAUGAAAGUCAUGAGAACUAUUGAACAUAUGAAGAUUAUAUGUGCUAAAAAUGCUAAAUUAACCAUGUCCUUUAUCCUGUGCCAAAUGCUACAUAACAGAAAGAAAACCUUCCAAUUGAAGACAGAAGGAAAGAUGAAUAUUCAUGUUAUAAAACAUGGGAAGAGCAUUAAUAAUUCCAGUGCUUGUAUGAAGGUACCCUCAAUUCCAGAGGGCAUAAUCAAAAACAUUUCAAGUUCCUCUAAAAAACGGCGUAUUGUUAUAGACAGACAUGAAGACUCUCAGGAAGAAGAGAAAAAUACUACUAUGUCCAGUUCUAAAAAGCAGAAGGUUGACAUGAAAGAUGUCACAGAAGUCAGCAAAGAAAAGGCAACAUUCAAGAAUCCAAGGACUACAAGAUCUCAUUCCAAAAGUGAAAGCAAAAUAGGACCAAGUUUAUCUGACAAUCUGAAAAGAAACCACGUAUCUCCAAAAAAGGUUGAAAUGCCAAGAUCACCACUGGGCUCACUUUCACCUUUAGAGGUCUUAAAGGACACUUGCAUGUCAAAUUCAGAAAGCGAAAUAAUAGAUUUAACUAAGAUUUCAGCUGAUACUUCAGAAGACUAUACUGGGCAACAGAGAAACUUAAACAGCACAAAGGAAAGAAAUGUGAAUUUUAGUGCUGCUGAGGAAAAAAAUAAUAAGAAAGAUUGUUCCAUUUUUGCAAUUUAUGACCAGAAAACUUUAGAUGACACAUUUUCAAAAGACCACGAGACACCUCCACAGAAAUUUCAUAAAAUUUCCCCAGAUCCUGCACAGAAAUCUUGUCCUUCAGACAUAAAACCAGGAACUGAUACUUCUUUUCUGCCUAAUACAUCAGUGCUUUCAAAGCCUAUUUUCCAUUUUGUGAGGGAUAUCCAUGCCAAUCUAGAAAUGAACGACUCUGUCCUUGAACUUCAAGAUAAUGACAUACUAAAUUCGUCCAUGAAAAACUCCACAGGCACCAGUUCUCCAGAACCUAUGUUUAUUCAGAACAAAAUUCCUGUUCUUCAAAUAAACAAAACGGAGCCUGCAAAAAUUGAAUCAAAGGAAAAAUACAUGAAGGAUGUAUUGAAUCCCAGUACUGUUUCUGCUGGAGCAUCUGGAGGCAUAACCCUUGAUGUGAAUCGGACAGCAGAGCACUCUUUUUCUGAACAACGGAGCAGUGAAAAUUCAAAAGCUCUGCCUCAGAAUGUUGCCGUGUAUUGGAAUGAACUGCCCCAGUGCGCAUGUACCCCAGUAUGUAAUUCUUCUGAACAUUCAUCUGGAACUUCAUAUCCUUACUAUGCGUGGUGUGUUUAUCAUUACAGUAGCAUUGAUGGCAAUUCUGUAACCCAGACAUACCAGAGGAUAACAUCUUACGAAACACAGCCAUUUUCUUCUGGGAUGUUGACUGCAGUUGCAAAUACUGUCCAGAACACACAUUCUGAUCUUUCUUACUCUCAAUAUUUUGGUUACUUUGCUGAGGAGCCACAAGCAAAUGACUUUGUGCCAGUGAAUGGGUAUUUUCAGUCUCAGAUGCCAAUUUCCUACAAUUUUCAGACGGUUAUUCCACAGUCUGCUUCCCAUCAGCCUGUACCGCAAGCUGCAUGCCCUUACCCACCUGGUCCUGGUGUGCCUCCAGGAGUUCCUUGGACUUACGCUCCAUGGCAACAAGAAUCCUUUCAGCCAGGACAUCGAAAAUAGUCUUCUGUCUAUUGAAAUAAAGGAGAUUUAAGAAGUUUUUUCAAGUAUUUUUUACUUACAUAUUUUUAACAUUUUAAAAUGCAUGGAAAUGUGGUAGGAAGUAUAAAUCCUACAGCUCUUUAUACAGUCUUUAAAUGCAGCAGUGUGUCACAUAAGGCAAUAGGAGAUCAGCUUCUAACAUCGGAAGCAGGCUGUUCUUUUUAAUACCUACCUAACCAUCAGAAGCAUUGACAUAAUAUUUUGAAAUUUAUUUUUUAAACUGUUGGUAUCAGUACAAUUAUAAAGAUUUUCUUUGAGGUUAUUCUAACGGCAUAAACGGAUUGAAUAUGACGUUUACUAUGAUUAAGAUGAAGCAGUAGUAGUAAACUCAUUAAAACGUUCUUGUUGCUGAUAUUUUUAAUACAUUGUUUAUGUUGUACCAUUGGACUUAGAUGAAAGUAGGAUUUUUUUUUCUAGGAUUGGUCAUCAGACCUAUAAUUUUAUAAUUCUUGAUGCGUUAUUCUUGUAAUUUAUAAUUCUGCUG